Molecule: messenger RNA, 1447 nt
Organism: Eucalyptus grandis
Lineage: Eukaryota; Viridiplantae; Streptophyta; Magnoliopsida; Myrtales; Myrtaceae
Product: protein DETOXIFICATION 29-like
Exons: 3
Coding region: 459-944 (161 amino acids)
Biological process (GO): transmembrane transport
Cellular component (GO): vacuolar membrane
Molecular function (GO): antiporter activity; xenobiotic transmembrane transporter activity
Source: RefSeq, a predicted model, not a curated record
UGAUAAGGUUUCAUCUGCUGAAAGGUCGCAACUUAUUUCUAGGAUGUGCACUGUUCUCUUUACCAGUAGGUUCAAUUGAUUGGCAAGGUUCCAUCGUCAUUAGUCGUUCGUCGUUUUUCUCCAACGUUUUUGUAGAGCAUCAAACAUCCUAUCAUUGUUCAGAUGAAAUAUCUUACUCUCAUCUUUCUUCUUUGUUGUGUAUUCAUUGUCUUCUUCUAUUUCUGGUUCAAUUAAAGGAGAACGGUAAAGCUGCAUUUUUUUAAGACGGGGAUUUGUUAUGAGUUGAGUAUAUAGGACCCACAAACAUGACACAGAUGUUUCUAUUCAGUAACUGUAGUACACAUUUUUUGGUUGUUUACACUUGGUAACAGGGUUAAAAUGUAAUUGGAUAAGAGUAAUGUGAUUGAGGGCGCAGUUCGAUUCUUGGUUCUGAUGUUUGAUUUGAGGUGCUGUAUCUGAUGUUGCAGCAUGAACAUACUGGGGUGGACACUCAUGGCGGCUCUUGGAAUGAAUGCAUCCAUAAGGUUGGUACUAGAAUCGUAGGCCCUCGGAAAAAUCUCUCUCUGCAUCUGAAAUGGUUCCCUGGUCAUGCAAGAACGGCAAAGUUCUCGCUCAUAGUGGCAGUGAUCUCCUCGUUCAUGGUUGGUCUGGUCUUGUCGGCGAUCUUGCUUGCCACUCAGGACAUAUAUCCAUCCCUAUUCUCCAGCGACUCAUCCGUCCAGGCUCUGGUCAAGGAGCUCACGCCAGUGCUGGCCUUGUGCAUCAUCAUCAAUAACUUCCAACUAGUGCUCUUGGGCGUGGCCGUUGGAGCUGGAUGGCAAGCCGCAGUCGCAUAUGUGAACAUUGCCUGCUAUUAUCUGUUUGGAGUUCCCCUGGGUCUGAUCUUUGGCUUUAAGCUAAACUGGGGUGUCAAGGAGGACUUACAAGCCUGGUGGUCGUGGUAAAGGUUGUGGUUCCAACAGUACAGCUCCUCCAUGCACUGGGUAGGUGCCCUGCACCAUAUACUAUUAAAAGUGCCUUGUAUCUGUUGGUUGUACUUUAUAUUGUCGGAUGGAUUGUCUGUUUUUUUCAGGCUAAGCUUGUCGAUCUUUUUUUUUUGAGAUACUAUAUUCUCUUUUUCCUUCUGCUGAUCUUCUAGUAUGGUCUUCUGUAGAAACUAAGUGGAUUUAAUCAUAUGAGUUUGAAUUUGACUUUAAAUUGGAUGCUGUAUGCUAUGGACCAGAAUAAUAAAGUAGGAAACUGCCUCAUUGAUAAUCUGUGUGUGUCUAAGAGGAUGAUAAUUAUUAGUCACUACAUUUUAAACUCAUAGAUGGUAUAGGGUGACUCAGUUAGGCCUAACCUUUUACAGAGGCAGAUUGGUUACUCACCACUGUGUGCAUUCUUAACUUUCUUCAUAGAAUGAUUCGAUCCAUGCUUGGGGCCUAGACACACAACUUGGUUACUGCGC